Megalobrama amblycephala (Wuchang bream) is the source of this 596-nucleotide messenger RNA. RefSeq names its product bublin coiled coil protein (gene bbln). Lineage: Eukaryota; Metazoa; Chordata; Actinopteri; Cypriniformes; Xenocyprididae. The record is from RefSeq and is a predicted model, not a curated record. The coding region runs from base 151 to 438 and encodes 95 amino acids. The transcript has 2 exons.
CUGAUGAGGCGCGUUGUUAGACCGCUCGUGACAGUCAGCUGACACUGAGCUGUUAAUCUUCGUUCGGUCUUUUACUCUGUAAAUAUAUACAUUUUUAUUGACAGUAUUAUAUGAAUUUUGCGAGUUGCAUUGUACUAUUUUAAGUUAAAUAUGUCUGGACCAAACGGAGAUCCCAAUAUUUCAGUUGAUGAUGGAAUAAUCGAGGAUGAAGAUGAAUUCAGUGAUGAAGAAUAUGCAGCGAUCGACUCCAUGCUGGACCAGAUCAACUCGUGUCUGGACGACAUCGAGGACAGAAAUGAUGCUCUGAACGGAAAACUGCACGAGCUGCUGGAGUCCAACAAACAAGCCCGACGAGAGUUCAGACAACAGCUGAAUGAUGAAGAACCUCCUCCUCCUCCUCCAGCAGAAGAUCCAGCGUCCAGAGACACACAGACCUGACGUCCAUCCUCAGACUCUUUCCUGUUUUAUUAAUGCAUUCAGAUGUAAAAUACCUGCGUUAUCGUCUCAGUGGACCAGUAGGGUAGAAUAUAUGUGUGUAAAUGUCUUUGUGUUGGUUGUGUCUAAACUGUACCGUAUUAAAUGAAAGCAAUAAGGCA